UUAAUAAAUAAUAUUUCCUCAUUAGUUAAUAGUUUGAUUUAGACAGUGUUUCGCGGCAAACGCAUCAGUUAGUGAUCUAUACUAUUCAUAUUCAUAGGUAUACGCCCGUAAGUUGCAGUCGCUACUGCACAGUCCGCACCCGUAUGUACGUUCGCGUAGUGCGUCUCAGAAAACUAUCCUUAUCGAAACACUGUCGUACAUACAUACACACACAUAUACGCUUAUACCUAAAAUCGAAUUUUAAAAAUCAAGGAAAACAUCAUCGGUGCUCGGGAUUUCCUUAAUGAUAGACGUCUAUCGUUCGUUUUAGCGUGGUUGUGUCAAGCGACGAUGCAAUUUAUCGUCGAAGCUGGUGGUUGUUUUGAGCCUGGUGUGUUACUCGAUUAGAAUGGUUGCAAGUGUCGCGCGCAUCGCUGGCAACCCGUGUAGUGUUGUGCCAAAAUAAAUCAGUGUUAGCUUUUCCUCGGUUACUGCCAGUGAACGAAUGUACCCCGUCGUUCGGAUUCGUUCGCAAGCGGCGGGACGAGCUAUGAGGAUUUGCGAUUACCCGCUCUUUUGUUUUGAAGACUAUGGGUGUCAUACUCCGCUGAUGUGCAUCCCGGUAUUUUAAAAGCGAUCGGCUUCGCCGAGCGGAGGUGUUUUCUUCGACUAUCAUCGUACCUACCCACCGAAUUAUCUUCUCCUCGCUCACCUGAGUUAUAUUCACGACAGAGCUGCAACGCAUCAUUUUUUUCCACACUACUGUUUCCAACUACCUUAUCCGCCCUGACGUGAUUCGCCCGGUUUGCCCGCCACAGGACGGGUUAUGUUUCCCACUUUCAUCGGAAUUCUAGACAUUCAAUCGUGGUGGGAGGUGCCAAGUAUAGCACACUUCUGCUCAUUAUUUAGGGCUGCCUUCAAUCUUCUGGACUUUGAUAUUGAGGAUUUAGAAGAAGCUUUACUAACGGAUGGUGGAACAGAAGGACGUUUAGUACAGGAACUAAUAGUCAGGUUACUGGAAGGUUGUUUACCUAAUGAUACCCGCAAUGACAUCUCUACCUUUAAUUAUCAGAUGUUUCUUCGUAGACUUUUUCGUAAGAAAUGUCAGGAAUACAAGUGUGAGAAUCCUUUUAAUACAGAUGUAGAUUUUGAAUUAUUGCCUCUUCGUCAGAAAGUAGAAAUCUUACGUGCUCUCUGUGACUUCAGGCUCGACGCCGAAGACGUGGAGCAAUCAUUAAGUAAUUUAGACUCGGAUAGCCUGCGAGUCGAACCUUUAGGACAUGAUCGUAAGAAUUCUGCCUAUUGGUACUUUUACGGCACUCGAUUAUAUAGGGAGGACUACAUUGAUACUUCUAACAGCAUCUCGUACAAACAGAAAAACAAACCUAGGGAUAAAAAGCGUAAAAGACGACGAAACAGAGUGGCGAAGGAGGAAGAGGAAGAGGAGGAGAAGAAGGAGGACAGUUUAAUACACGGGGAGGGAAAAGAAAGCGUCUGGCAGGUUGUCUGCUUUACUCAACAGGACUGGAGUCGUUUAGUUGAAAAAUUUCGUGAUUCGGAGUACGAUACCGAACGUAAACUUUACCGUACUCUAUCCGAAGAUUUCAUGCCGGAAAUCCCUAAACUUUUUGAUUUAAAAGAAAAACAACAAAGACGCAAAUUAUUACAACGUAAUAGUUCGCGCGUUCUUCGAAGCCACGAACCUGCGGCACAGAUGGAAACAGUCAUGGUUAGAUCGAAGAUCAAAACUAAAACGAACAAAGGAAAUAAAAAGGGGACACAGAAUUCAAAGAAUGUUUAUGUUAAAGAGGAGACACCUCCACCCUUGCCUUCUCCUCCAGUUCAAAAGAAAGGACGUCAAACUAAUAAUUCGUUAGCUUCAGCCGUUGGUCAAAUUGUAAUUCAUACCGAUGAAGUGGAAGGAACAGAGAAGAAAAAGGGUGUUGGAAGUAAUAGCGAUGGAAAUUAUGUAGCUUCUAAUUACGGAUAUAAAUAUGGAUAUUCAUUUGGGAUCGAGGAAGAAGAACGUCGAGUUGGUAUGCACAAGGUUCUUGAAAGUCUUAAGGACCAUGUGGACGCCUGGCCAUUCAUCGAUCCCGUAGACGAAGAAUAUGCACCAAGAUACUAUAGCGUGGUACGCAAACCCAUGGAUCUUAGUACAAUGGAGGAAAAACUCGAGAAUGGUUUAUAUAAAAAUUUAAACGAAUUCAAACGUGAUUUUCGGUUAAUAGUAGAUAAUUGUAGACAAUACAAUGGUUCUGAUAAUGAGUAUACCGAAAUGGCGUUCAAUCUUAAGGAAGCAUUCGAUAAAGCUGUGAAUCGUUACUUAGAAUCGGAAACAUCCAGCGAUGAAGAUACUUCAUCACCGAAAUCCUGUCUCACGACUCCUACAUCCCCGUCGUGCCCUUCCCGUGUUUCGUCUCCUCAUCAAAAUAGGAAACGUUCGAAAAAGUCGACUAAGAAAUCCAAAUCGUACAAGUCCGAAAGUAAAGGAAAGUCCAAAGUGAGCGAUAAAAACGACGAAGAAGAAAAACGGGGGAAAAAUUAUAAACUUCCGAAGAAGAAAAGGGGGAAGAAAAAGAGUAAAAGAGUAAAAGAUGAGGAAUCCGUGAACGAGGAAGAACAGGAAGAGCAAGAAAGCGAGGAUGCAAUGUCCGAAUCGAGUAUUAUAACGUCAAAAAGAAGAAAACAUCUUGACGUGAAUAACUUAUUAUUAAAAACCAAAAAGCUGUCGCCCAAAGAAUCGGAGGAAUUUAAAAAGAUGGAUAGAAAGAUGAGUAAAGAACGUCAUCAACAGAAAAAGGAAGCGGAAAGUAUGCGACCGAUAAAGGAUUCGAAAGAAAACAAAAAGCGAAAAGAGGACUUCGAGGAAGAUUACGAGCCCCUAGUCAUCGCGAAAAGUAAAAGUAGAAAAAUCGAAAAGAAAGAACUCGAAGAAACAGAAAUAUUCACGGAUAACGCGAAGAAGAACAAAGUGAAAAAGAACGAAUCUCACGAAAAUGAAAUCGUGUCGGAGGAGAAAGAUAAAAUUGAGCAUAUCAAGGUAAAGAAAAGUCGAAAAAAGGAAAAGGCAGGAUUAAAAGUCUUGAAAUCCGACGAAAAAUCCGAGAAGAAUCAUAUAAAGGAUAAAGAGAAAAAAUCAAAACAGAAAAACGAUGAACUUAAAAAUGGCGAAAUAUCGAGCGAAGUAGAUUCCAAAGAUGUAGAUCUAGAAAGUGAUAUAGAAUCGAAAGAAAUGCACGCAUCUAAAAAAAUCCCUGCAUUUAUAGGUAAUAAAGAUAUAGAAUCGUUGGACGGUUUAAAGGAUAAAAUAAGCGAGAGGCGGCGGGAGGAAAAGUUAAAAAGUGAAAAGGAGAAACAGAAGAAAACGUCGAAAAGCGACCUUCACAAUAUGUAUUCAAAAAAAGUGCCUUCAAACGGUAGUACCUUUAACGACAGCGAUAAAGCCAGCGCAAAACGACCAAAGCUAAAAAAAGGAAUGAAAGAAGAAAAAGUUCCUACUACGGAAGAUCCAGUUAAAACUCAAGACCAAGAAGUCAAUGAGACCAAGAAAAUAAAAGUGGCUCCGACCAAAAGUACCAAAGGAUUUGGAAAAGAAGAAAGUUCGAUACAAGCGUUGAAUCAAGCAACAGAGCAAACACUCCAUGACAUCAAUAAAUGGCUCGACGACGCACCGAGACUUUCUGAAUUUUCUUCUGGAAGCGAUUCUCCGGUAUUUCAUUCUUCCGUUGAAAUUGGUCGAUCAGGACCAAAGGUAGAAGCGCCGAGAAAACGACCAAGUUCUAUCAAGAUCUUUGGACCUCAUGGACCUAGUAGACCAAAAAAAAUACAACGUACAAUAGACCGUUUGCAACCUGGGAAAAGUAAAGGAAACUUGCUGUUAAAGAAACCGUUGAAUUUACCUAAUGCUGGUACCAACGAAACAACGGUACAUCCGUCAACCGGCGACAAUGAUCAAACGAAUAAAAACGCGGACGAAGAACCAAAACUUAGUCUAGGAACUGUUCUAAAAAACGUGGAUUCCAUUCAAUUAAUUUGUAAGAGCUUAGUUUCUUCGCCUAAUCCUAAUUUUUCAAACGACGACGAGGAAGAAGACCACAAUACCGUUCCUACGAUCCCAGUGUCUAGUUUGAAAGAGGAAAAAUCAUCGUCCGGCGUGACAGCGACACAAGCACCCGCGGCAACAGAGGAAUCUAAAGAUGAUCAGUCUACCGCUAAGGAAACGCAAAAACCUAAAGCAGCAACGCCUAAUUUAAGCGCAUGGUUCAAAGCCUUUGGUGCGCCUAAGUCGAAGAAGAAAGACGAGGAAUCUGAGGAUAGUACGACAAAGAAAGAUGGUGACUUGCAGGAAGUGUUUUACGGUAGACAGAGGAGAAUGAGUACGGGUGGUAGUAGUGUAAGUGAAUCUGUUUCGAGUUUCUCUCAAGAAUCACCGCCUGGACGAUCCGGUCGAUCUCCGCAAGGUCAACCUAUAAUGGCUUCGGUUGAACCUCAAAUAAGAGGAGCUGGAUUUUAUCAAGACGCUUUAUCGACAGGAAGUAGUCCUUACAAUAGCCCUUAUUACGCUACUCCUCCAAGAUACAGUGCGCAGUUACCACCUACUCCUUCUCCACAAAAUCAUCCUCUAUCUCCUGCUUAUCCAUCGUCGUCUUAUGAACAGGCUCCUCUUUAUUCUCAAAUACCAGCUCAACAGCAGCAUCAAACGUUUCAAAAAUCUCCACAGGAAAGUUCUGGAGAAGUGUAUCACCAGUUAUCACCUACAUUUCCACAGCGUUCUCCUCAAACAAACUUCCCUCAAAACUCCGCUCAAAGCGAACCUUUCAAUCAACCAGUGCAAUCUACCGCUACCAAUCAAAAUCCACCCGCGACCUAUUCGCAACAUUCGCCACAGCCGGUGCAACAGGUGUAUCCUCAGCCAUCUCCUCAGCCACCACCGUCGAAUUACUCGCAACCAUCGCCUCAGCAAUCGCCCACUCCUAAAUAUUCGCAGCUUUCUCCACAACAGAACGCUGCGAAUUAUUCUCAACCUUCCCCGCAAGCUUCCAACUAUUCUCAAGCGUCUCCUCAACAACCGCAUUCUCCUUAUUCGCAGAAUUCUCCUCAGGCGCCUCCAAAUUACUCUCAACCGUCACCACAGCAGCAACCUUCUCCUUACGCGCAGUCUCCUCAACAAUCGUCCGGAUAUUCUCAGCUCUCGCCUCAACCGCCUUCGAAUUAUUCUCAACCGUCGCCUCAACCACCUUCGAAUUAUUCUCAACCAUCGCCUCAGCCGCCUUCGAAUUAUUCUCAACCUUCGCCUCAACCGCCUUCGAAUUAUUCUCAACCAUCGCCUCAGCCGCCUUCGAAUUAUUCUCAACCUUCGCCUCAACCGCCUUCGAAUUAUUCUCAACCAUCGCCUCAGCCGCCUUCGAAUUAUUCUCAACCGUCACCUCAACCGCCUUCAAAUUAUUCCCAACCGUCGCCUCAGCCGCCUUCGAAUUAUUCCCAACCGUCGCCUCAGCCUCCACCCGUCUAUCCGCAACAGUCUCAACCAUCGAACUUUUCUCAUCCGUCUCCUCAAACGCAUGCCGUUGGUUUCACGCAGUCGUCGCCUCAACCUCUUACAGCGUACUCUCAACCGUCGCCUCAACCACGAAACUACUCUCAGCCCUCGCCACAACAGAUUCAAACUUUCCCGCAACAUUCUCCGCAAGCACCACCUUCGUAUUCCCAACCUUCUCCGCAAAACACACCGUACUCUCAACCAUCGCCCCAGCAACCCGCCAAGUACUCCCAGCCGUCUCCUCAGCAACCAGCAAACUAUUCGCAUGCGAUACAUUCGCCUCAAACGCCUCAGAAUUAUUCGCAACUGUCUCCUCAACAGGCACCGCCGAAUUAUUCUCAACCUUCACCUUCACCUCAACAAUCUCGCAACUAUUCGCAGCCUUCUCCAUCGCCUCAGCAGUCGCGCAAUUACUCUCAGCCAUCGCCAUCGUCUCAACAGUCCCACAAUUACUCUCAGCCAUCGCCGUCACCUCAGACCCGCAACUACUCCCAACCUUCGCCGCAACAGAAAACUGUGUGCGCCUCGCAACCGUCUCAACAGCCUUCCAACUACUCGCAGCCAUCGCCUCAGCAGAGCAGCAACUAUGCUCUGCAACAGCAAUCGUCCAAAAACACGGAAGAGUAUCCGCAGAACCCGUCAACGCCGUCUAACUACUCCCACGGAUUCAAACAGAAUCAUACUUACAUACAGUCCCCGACGCCGUCGUCGAUCAACGAAACGGAACACCGGACCGAUUACACCAAGUCCAGCAGCGCUGAAAAAUCAUCGAGCAUAGAACAACAGAGAAAUUUCGCCGUGUCGGCCGAGGCAUCGUUGAACUUAAACGCAAAUCAUCAAAUAUAUCAAUCACCGAAUCAGUACCCGCCCGCGUUCGCCAACAAUUACUCCAACAUCGAUCUGCAGAGGUCCGUCUCGAGACACGGUGGUCAGGAGCAGUCUCAACAGCAACAGCAGUCAGCCCAGGAACGUGUCAGUUUCACGGACUUGAGCGAAUCUCUGAACGCCCAGAAGUAUGCUCAGCAACGUUCGUUCCUCGGUAAAACUUCCAGCACGGGCGAACAGCUUUCGACGCAGGAUCAGUCACAGCUCUUAGCAUUCCAGCAGAACCUGACGGCCCACGAAUCUCUCUACCCGACCAGUUUCCAGCCAUCCGGAUACCCGAUGCCAAAUUCCAGACCGAUGUACCCCAGUCCGCAUUAUUUCGAUACCGGCUCGAAGACUGCCAACAGCGGAACCGCCAAUAGCUCCACGGGUAACCUACCACCGGUGAAGAAACGGGCGUACAACGAAUCAUCCGCCGAGGCGUCGCGUGGUUUGACGCAAGAGGCUGCCUCGAGAGCGAGCCAGGAACAGUUCGGUUUCGAUCCCAUAAUGGCGUUACCGCAACCGGAAACAGUCUCGGCUAGUCAGUUCGACGCUACCUUCGUCGGGAACCUGGCAGACUCGGUCGCAACGAAUUCGGCGGCGUACGCUCGCCUAGGUCUAGGUCUGGUAGGUCGCAGCGGCAAAGAACAGCAACAAUUGUUGACGAUUCCUAGACCACCGGCGACGAAGGCGGAACACCUGGCGUACGCUCGCAGUCCCGCCACCGGAGCCGCGGAGCUGGACCUGAAUCUCCUUCAAAGUCUGCAAACGGCCAGCGCGAAGAACACGCAGGGUAUACUGUCCAUGUCUCGCAGGGGAGCAGACGCGUCUUCGGGUUCCACGUCCACGCCUGCUAAAACGAAGAAAAGCAGGAAGAGCAAGCAACAGCAGCAGGAGCAGCAGAACGUUUCGUCGACGGUCAGCAGUGAACCCCAGGCGAGCAUACCUGGUUUUCCACAGUACACGGGGACGUCUGCGGAUUCGAUCGGUUUAAAGAACACCGCCAUAGUCCCGCCUGCUGGGAGUGCCUUCAACUUUGCCGCAUCGACCAACACCACCACCAGUUCACCUUUCUACGAUAAGGACGCGACCGCUGCGGCAUUCGCCUUUUUGGACGAGUUCCGGAAUCCGAACAGUUAUUACAGCAUGGCGCUAAGGCAGCAGCAACAACAGCAGCAACCGCAAGUACCGCCCGUCUCGGAUGCCACACAACAAGCCUGCAACAAACUUACCAAUCAACCGCCAAGAAACUAUCCACCUCAUCCUUUUCUUCAUUCUGCACAGAGGUCGGCAGCUUACGGUCCACCGGUAUCCGCUUACGUGACUCCGCAUGGACCGAAUUUGACCAUGGACCCAACUGCCUAUCAACAGUACAUCCAUUCCCUCUAUGCUCUUCAACCGCCGCCGCAUCAUCAUCGACCGUCCUGGCUUUAGCUGUUAAAAUCUUUGUAACAGGGUGUUCGUUCCUCGAACGACACAUCGAUGGGUAUAUCGUCGCGGUAUACGGUUGGACGAAACAGUAUUUAAAAUGGCGAAUAAUUAGGGCUAUGCGGAUCGUUCCUGGUGUCGAGAGUCUGAAUGAUGGGUCGGAAAGGUUCGGUCGAAGUUGGACGAGAUCUUGAUACAAAUUGCUAAGUUAUACAAUUUCUACAUUUAUAGAAUUUCUUAAUUUUCAAAUUGUCACAUUUUCACCAGAUUUUGAAACCAUGUUUAGUUACAAUGGUUAUAUUAGAAUCUCGCCCGAAUUCAUCCGAAUUGGUCUGAUCUUGAACCCCAGGAUUCCGCAUACCCCUAAUCAGAACAGUAGUAUUUGUUUUUUUAUCGAUGAAGUAAUCGCGAAAUUAUCCGUGAUUGGAUACCACUGAAAUAUAGUAAGAUACUCUAUUCACAAUUAUAGAUACUGUUUUAUCCAAUUUUACUUCUACAUACACGAUCAUAAUCAGAACUUGCUUCAAAAUACAACGACGCUAAAAUGUUUUCUUUUUUAAUACUUUUAAUAGGAAUGCUAAAAGUAAUCAAUAUUUUUUUAAUGUCACGAAUAUGUCAUUGAUUUAUUUCAUUAAUGCAUGAACAUUAUUUUUCUUUUUAUCAAUUAACGAUGAGCAGCUCUAAUAUUACAAUGACAGAGAUGGAACAAAGUUCUGAUUACGAUAUUUCGAAAGAUAGCCGACAGAAACGUCGCAGUUUCGUGUAUGUCAAAAACGCGUGAAAAUAGUUGAUCGUUAAUUUUCUCUUUUUUCUUCUAUUUCCUCUAUUGUACAUAUAGUUUUAUUGAUCGACUAGCGAGCAACGGUUUUUAAAAUCUUUUUCGGGAACUAUGUAUAUAACAGGGUUUCAAAUUGUUAAUUAAAUUUAUUUCAUUGAGCAUUAAUUAACAAUCGACGCUUACUAAUUAGACUUUUUAAUUAUGAUUAAAAAUUUAAUUUUUAGUUUGAUCGCGUUUGAUCAAAGAUUAAAAUUUAUUUUUUAACAGAAUAAAAUUUUCAAUUAAUUGUCGAUUAAAAGAUAUUCAAUUAUCCAUGAUAAUUUAAUUAUUAAUUACGUAAUUAAAAGUUUCGAAACCCUGCUAUAUAAACAACCGAUUUCUCCAUUGGUUUGUUUUCCCCAUUCUUCGCAUUUCUUUGAUCUUUUCUUUUUUUACCGAAACAAUACGCAUCUUCGACAUUUUUACAGAAGAUUUAUCAGGAAAAAAGUGGAAAGGAAAAGAACGUUUAGCUUUUAGUUGGUAAUCUAUUUUGUAGUCAUAUGUAUAUAAAGGAUAAGCCUACUUUGCGUAGGAAUUUUUGAUAGUUUUUUCUAAUGAGACUAGUCGACGGCUUAGACGGAAGUUGAAGUCGCUAGUGCAGGAAGUAACCUUUCUAUCAAAAGUUCCUCUAUCUUAACUGUUCUUCUAAUGGACGUCCCUUUCUCUUUCACGGUAUAUCGAAACAUGGAAUAUGCAAUAUUCGAUUUGUUAUAGAGAAAAAGCAAAAAUUACGGCCCACUGAUGACAGAGUGCUCGCAAUUAUCCUGCCUAUCGGAAUACGUAUCGGUUUCUUGUUUUACGUUGCAAUGGCAAAUCGCCAAACACGUAGAAAUUUUACGUAAAUUCUGAUUUCGAAGGAUUUCUGUAUGAUAUAUCGAGUGCACUGUUGCCGGUGUAUCUUAUGUAGAGUAUAUAGACUUGUUAGCGAUAUAAGCUAGGAUUCGUUUCUUUGUAUAUAAAAUACAUAUCCUCCAUAGACGAUGUGCUCGAUGUAAAGAAAGAUCUGCAAUGUCGAAGACCUUGUAGAGUCGUCCGCGAUAGAUGAAAAACGGGAAAACGUAGGGAAAUAGAUGGAAACGUGAAAAUUGUGUGUACGCAUGUGUCUGUGUAUGUAUGCGUGGACGCGUGAGUGGUCAGUAUGUGUCGUGUGAUUUGUGGAUGAGGAUAGAAUAAAGUGUAAUACACCACAAUCAUACAUUAACCCACCUUAUUGCUGAUAAAAAAGACAGAAGGAAGCGGUAUAUUAAAACUUAUAAAUAUAUACAUAUAUAUUGUAAAUGUAUAUUGUAAAUGUAUCGAUGACAGAUUAAAGCACAGUUUGUUACAAAGUUGUAUGACAUAUUUUUCAUAAACAAUGAAUUCCUGUCGACCACGAUGUAUUCAGAAUA
This is a messenger RNA of Megachile rotundata (alfalfa leafcutting bee), 10021 nucleotides long. RefSeq lists its product as uncharacterized. Gene Ontology annotation, biological process: chromatin remodeling. Gene Ontology annotation, cellular component: CERF complex. Gene Ontology annotation, molecular function: protein binding. The record is from RefSeq and is a predicted model, not a curated record. NCBI's taxonomy places the organism in Eukaryota, Metazoa, Arthropoda, Insecta, Hymenoptera, Megachilidae.